This is a messenger RNA of Chelmon rostratus (copperband butterflyfish), 2791 nucleotides long. It is a transcript of the gene kat7b, whose product is annotated as K(lysine) acetyltransferase 7b. Bases 157 to 1824 code for a protein of 555 amino acids. The record is from RefSeq and is a predicted model, not a curated record. The transcript has 14 exons. Gene Ontology annotation, molecular function: zinc ion binding; histone acetyltransferase activity. Gene Ontology annotation, cellular component: nucleus. NCBI's taxonomy places the organism in Eukaryota, Metazoa, Chordata, Actinopteri, Chaetodontiformes, Chaetodontidae. Gene Ontology annotation, biological process: regulation of DNA-templated transcription.
UGGCGCGAGGGACCCGGGCAGCGGUGUGUACAUAUGUAAACUUCAGACUGGAAAAUAAUCAAUAAAUAGUUAUCUUUCGUCUUUUUGACUACAUUUUGGGGAAUUUGGCUUUUUGUGCCUACAAACCCACAGGAAGCACCGCUCAUCAAGGUGAAAAUGCCUCGCAGACGACAGAGACACAUGGCCGGGAGUGGUUCAGAUGGAACUGAAGACUCGGACUCCUCCGCUGAGAGAGAACAAACCAAUAGUUCAGAAAGUGAUGGCAACAUGCCCAAGAGACAGCGCCUCACCAGAGCCUCGACCCGCCUUAGCCAAAGCUCCCAGGAUACUCCCGACUUGAAGCGCGCUGCGGACCACGAUGAGUCUCCACCGUUGACACCCACAGGGAAUGCCCCUUCCUCUGAAUCUGAACUGGACAUCUCAAGCCCCAACGCUUCCCAUGAUGAGAGCCAGGCCAAAGAUCAAGCCAACAGAGACUCAGAUAAGGACCUAUCCCAUCGACCCAAGCGCCGGCGCUGUCAUGAGACUUACAACUUCAACAUGAAAUGCCCUACACCGGGAUGCAAUUCACUUGGUCACCUUACAGGGAAACAUGAACGUCAUUUUGCUGUAUCAGGUUGCCCUCUUUACCACAAUCUUUCUGCUGAUGAAUGCAAGGUGAAAGCCAUCAGCCGCGAAAAACAAGAGGAGGAGGUGAAGGGGCAGGAAGAAAGCAACUCACGCCAUGCAACUCGUCACCAGACACCAACAUCGAAACAGAGCAGAUACAAAGAGCAGGUGGCUGAGAUGAGGAAGGGGCGAAACUCAGGCCUUCAGAAGGAGCAGAAAGAAAAGCACAUGGAGCAUCGCCAGACACACGGCAACACCAGAGAGCCUCUGCUGGAGAAUAUCACCAGUGACUAUGACCUGGAGCUCUUCAGGAAAGCCCAGGCCCGUGCAUCUGAAGAUCUGGAGAAGCUGCGUAUCCAGGGUCAGAUCACAGAGGGCAGCAACAUGAUCAAGACCAUCCUGUUUGGCCGCUAUGAGCUGGACACCUGGUACCACUCACCCUAUCCUGAGGAGUAUGCACGCCUGGGUCGCCUCUACGUCUGUGAAUUCUGCCUCAAGUACAUGAAGAGCCAGACCAUUCUCAGGCGACACAUGGCCAAAUGCGUGUGGAAGCAUCCUCCAGGAGACGAGGUGUACAGAAAGGGGGCUAUAUCUGUGUUUGAAGUUGACGGCAAAAAAAAUAAGAUCUACUGCCAGAACCUGUGUUUACUCGCCAAGCUUUUUUUGGACCAUAAAACCCUGUACUAUGAUGUGGAGCCUUUUCUCUUCUACGUCAUGACUGAGGCCGACAACACCGGCUGCCAUUUAGUAGGAUACUUUUCCAAGGAGAAGAAUUCCUUCCUCAACUACAAUGUAUCCUGUAUCCUGACAAUGCCGCAGUACAUGAGGCAGGGCUUUGGCAAGAUGCUCAUUGACUUCAGCUACCUGCUGUCCAAAGUGGAGGAGAAGGUGGGCUCACCAGAGAGGCCUCUGUCCGACCUGGGCCUCAUUAGUUACCGGAGCUACUGGAAGGAGGUGCUACUCCGAUACAUGUACAAUUUCCAAGGCAAGGAGAUCUCUAUCAAAGAGAUCAGUCAGGAAACUGCUGUCAAUCCAGUGGACAUUGUGAGCACCCUGCAGUCUCUGCAGAUGCUGAAGUAUUGGAAGGGAAAGCACUUGGUGUUGAAGCGGCAGGACCUGAUUGAUGAGUGGAAAGCGAAGGAGAUCAAGCGAGGCAACAGCAACAAAACCAUCGACCCUAGCUCACUAAAAUGGACCCCUCCCAAGGGGACAUAAACACGAACAUCCUCAGGCUACUGAAUGAACUCACCUCCAGCCUCACCAGCCACAAGUAGCCUAGACCAACAAACUGUCAAUAAAGACCAGUGCUCUUUAUUUCUUUCAUGUUUUUACCCUGCUUAUUUCUGAUCCCCUUUUUUUACUUUUAUAUUUUACUUUCAUUUAUUUUUUAAACGCCAUUCGUACCAACUCCAGUGAUUCUUGAACAUCAAAAAAUCAACAGCAGAGGAUCUGUUUGUCCCGUUUGUUUUAAAACCAGCUGCAUCUACUAAGCUUUGAAUGUUAAAUGAUAAAUGGUCCAGUGUGGUGGAUAACAUGAAUGUUUCGCUUUGCUCAGGCAAAAAAAAACAAAACAACAAAAACAAAAAAAAACAUAGCUACAUUUGGCAGCAUUUAAAGGUAGUUAUAUUUAUUUCAUUUGACAAAUGUGCAUUUUGAAGAUGGUAGCUGUUUUUGUUUGGGAUAAUACAAUAAUUGUUAGCAUGAAUUGAAAGAGUGUAUUUUGAGGAGUACGAUGUACGGUAGUGUCUUCUUUGGUUGGUGUAAAAUUGUAUAGAUCAUAAUAAUAUGUCCUUGUUUUCUCUAGCUCCAUCAGAACAGGAUUUGGACCCAUUCCUCUGAUGAACCUGCCAAAUAAUGGAAUUAGAAAAUCAGAUAUUUUUAAUUUGCUCAGUACAUAAAAAAAAAAUGGCCACAAUACCACUGUAAGAAUGCACAUAGAAAUAAAACAACCUCAGGUUUUUAUACUGAUACAAUCAUACCUUGCUUGUGUGGUUUCUCCAGGACAUCGAUCGCAGUGCUCGUUGCAGAGGGAAUUCUUCUGGUUAAAGAUUCUGUAAGGCACAAAAAGCAUUUUAACUCCACAUUUUAACUGGACUGUCUUUGCUUUGUACUUUUUAAUCAUAGCUGUUAAAUGUGUAUUAGCAAUUUGAUAUUUUUAAUAUCAAUAAAGCUGCCUUGAUAU